AUCCCAAAGCCCAGAGUGAAGCGCACACACAUACACACACACACACACACACACAUAGCAAAAGGCAGUUGAUGGGGGAAGCUUUUUAUUUUUAUUUUUAAAGGGACAGAGCCGAAUUGCAGCGAGCCCCAAACGGAUUUUUGGCUUCAUCCUGUACCAGUCGGAAGUUCAGACGGAACCGGGAGGAUGUGUCGGAGUGCAGUUUGGGAGAUAAAAACAGAAUUAUUCAGGGAGGAAUAAAAAAAAAAAAAAAACCAGCAGCAGCAGCAGCAGCCUCUCGUCAAUUCUCUUCUCCUCUCAGCUGCACUAGCGUUAGCGUUAGCAUUAGCAUUAGCGCAUUAGCAUUAGCAUUAGCGCCCCCUCUUCAUUUUGGCCCAGGUUUGAGACAUUUCUCUGGUUCCUAGUUUUGUAAAUCAGCCAGCCUCGACUGAAAACCCGGCGGCUUGUGUUGGGGAAUGUUAUGCAGGCCUCCAUGUCUCUCAGCGACGGGAUAAUAAUACGUAAUCAUGCAAAUCAUACUGGCUCUGACAUGUUGGCCAAGCGUGUGAUGGGAUUUUUCAGUUUAAACUGAUCAGCCCGAAAGAAAAUGAGAAUCAUCCACUUCGGGAAGGAGCAGUCUCGUGACCUGGAGAGUCAUCUCUUGCUGUGCUGAAUGUGCGUGCUGCACGGUGGCUUGCAGUGCGCUUGCACUGUAAUCAUGCGUUUUUUACUCUAAGGUGCUUUUUGUUUUGCAUAUGUAGCCCAUGAACUUCAUCCCAACUCUCAUGGCUCUGAUUGGUCAGAGACCAACAUGGGAAUCCCCAUCUGCAUUUAGUAGCAGCGCGAUGAGGCUCGUCAGAGGCGUGGUCCCGCUGUGAGCCUGCCUCGCGUGCACCCAGCCCCGGACACAUUUCGCCACAGCCAGCUUCUUUAGAGGAAAGUUGUAGCGCUUUGUCCUCCCGUUUCCGAGAGACACAAUGACAAGUAGUGUUGGGACAGUGAAGAAAGUGUGAUCUCUCCAGCGGAGUCAAGCGCUAACCCAGAAAAAUGAAUGGAGGAAAGGAGAGUGAGAGAGGGGAAGGGGAGGGGCAGCCUGCGCCUACCCAGGUGCCCAUUGGCUGGCAGCGAAAGUUGGAGUCCACUGGGGUCAUCUAUAUCAGUCCCAGUGGAUCAGUGCUGUCCAGCCUUGAACAGGUGAAGUCCUACCUACUCACGGAUGGCACCUGUAAGUGUGGCCUGGAGUGUCCACUCAUCCUCCCCAAGGUGUUUAAUUUCGAUCCUGGGGCCACUGUCAAACAGAGGACUGCAGAGGACGUGAAGGCUGAUGAGGAUGUCACAAAGCUUUGCAUCCACAAGAGAAAGCUCAUAGCUGUAGCCACUCUGCACAAAAGUAUGGAGUUACCGCACCCCUCCCUAACGCUGACCGGUCCCAGUGGAGGCACAAGUGCUGUAACGUCCAUGGCCCCUACCAUCCAGCGGUCUGCAACCCCUCGAGCAAUAAGGAAUAAGUCCCACGACGGGCUGCCGAAUUCAACACUACCUGACUGUAAGAACCCUUUCAAGAUGAUGAUGGCGGCAGGUCAGCGACACUACUCUGCAGACAUGAGCAGUGCUCAGCACCCAGAGCAUUAUUCUGGAUACCCUCGACAAAGAUUGGGCAGUAAUGAGCCAGGGCCUAAGUCUCCCUACCGCAGUGGACCUGGAGGAAUGCUGAGCCCUUCAUCAGGUUUGCAGGCGUAUGGGGAUGGCUCCCUGUCCCCUAGAACAGACUCUUUGGGUAGUCCGGAUGGAUUUCCACGAAGCAAUCCCUGUGGCUUUCAGGGGGCUGGUAGUCCCAGCCCAAUUCAUGGCAACAGCAGGACACCCAUGUCCCCUCCUGGUGUCAUGAUCCAUGGUUCUCCUGCCACCCAAUUAUCCUGUGCCAUGGCUGGAAGGACUAACACGCCUCUCUCCCCCCAAGUCCCCAACAAAAGCCCUAUCAUGAAAAAGCCACACUGUAAUGUCAGCUACCCACCUAACAUGGACAUGACCAGAGCAGUAUUUCACCACAAGGCCCAGUCUGCACCUCACCCUGUUCCUCCCCCUGUUAUGCCCCCCACAUGUGCGGUCCAGAAAAAACAGAUGACUUCUGAGAAGGAUCCUCUGGGAAUUCUGGACCCCAUUCCCAGCAAACCUGUCAUUCAAAGUCCCAUGACAAAUCCAAGCCCAUCCAACUUCCAGCCCAAUGCCCACUCUCAGGUACCAAUGAUGAAUGUAAACAUCCCUCCUGCCAUUGUCCCGUUGCCAAGCAACCUUCCAUUACCAACAGUGAAGCCUGGGCCAGUUGGCCAUGGUGGACACAUGCAGAGGGCUCAGCAUGGAGCAGCCACCUCCAUCUCCCCCUCACCAGUAACGUCCCCUGUGCACAUGUCUGGGCCUGCAAUGGGCCGCAUGGAAGCAUCGCCACAGCGUUCCCGCUCCUCUUCCACCUCAUCAGAGCAUGGGAGCUUUGCCAUGCCCUCAGGGCCUCAGGCCCCAUGUGGCAGCAUUAAGGUUCCACCACGCUCACCCAGAUCCUCCAUGGGUUCGCCCAGACCCACUAUGCCUUCCAGCCCCUCUUCCAAGCCUGACACACUCCAUCAGUACAAAGACCCCAACCAAGUUCUGUCGGGAAUGAAUAAUGCAAUCAGCAGUCAGCACAACUCCAUGUUUCCCCCAGCCUCAGGCAGUACUGCCCCCCAGAAGAACCACCCUGGACUACUGGGCAUGCCCCUCAACCAGAUCCUCAACCAACACAACUCUGCCUCUUUCCCUGCCAGUAGUCUACUCUCAGCAGCAGCCAAAGCACAGCUAGCAAAUCAAAACAAACUUGGUGGUAGCAGUGGUGGGAUAGGCAGCAGUGGUGCUGGUAUGGGUGUUGGCACAGGGAUGGGUGCAGGUGCUGGUGGCAUGGGGAGUGGAAGCGCUAGUCUUGCCAGUGGUGGUAAUAACGGAAAUGGUGGCAGUGGGAUGCCUUGCCCUCUUAGUGGUAGUGGAAGUAGUGGUAGCAGGGCUAUUGAAGGGCCCAACACUUUAAAUACCAUGUUACCACCCAGCUCGACCAUGUUAAUGCCCAUGCCUGAGGGCCAGAGCGGACGUGCAGCUCUGCGGGACAAGCUCAUGGCCCAGCAGCGUGACCCUCUCCGUAAGCGCAAGCAACCUCCUAAUGCUGGCAGCCAUGACAACAUGGUCUUCAGCAUGAUGAAACCGGACAUGAGUGGUCCCAGGCCAACUUGCCCUCCUCCGGAGCAAAUGAGGAAAGUGCACCGGCUUGGAGGUCUACCUCCUAACACCUCCAUGGCCCAGCUACUCCAGUCGAUGAGCAACCAGAGCUCCCACAUGGCCAGGGGUAGUCGGCCAUUACCUGCAGUUGGCCCUAGUCAGAUGCACUUUGGAGAGGGCGCUAUGCCCCCUGGCAUGGCCCAACAGAGCAUACAGUUACAACAACGGCUUCACAGUCAGUCAGACCCAUUGCACUGUCCAAGCAUGGAGCCUGGUGCACAAGGCCCUCAGACUCCAUUCCCUGGGAUGAUGAACCAGAUGCAAGCCACGGCUAUGGGGAACUGUGGACCAUUGGGCCAAAGUGGACAGAUUCCCCUAGGACAUCCUUCAAUGGGACACCCAAGCACUCACCCACAGCAGUUGUCUCAUGUACAUCAACAGCAGCAAGGCAUUCCUCAUGGACACAUCCGACCAAAUAUGUCCUGUAUGGUACCCAAUAGCAAUGAUGCUAGUUGUGUCCAAGCCUUGUCUGACACAGGUAAUGCAUCAUCGCUGAACUGCAGUAUAGGUAAUCCUCAGAUGGGCAGCAUCAUGAGCAGCACAGGACACAUAUACCAGCAGCACCAGCUGCAUCCAGCACUCCAGAGCAUGCAUGGGGUCUCCCCAUACCAGACCCAGGGGCACGCUUAUUCAGAAACACCGUUUCCUGAGAAUAAUGCCUCCAACACCAUGGGCUGUCUGUACCAGGACUACCAGGGAUGCAUGCCAGACGGCACCCCAAUCUCCCAUACCCAGAUCAGCGCACCGCCUGGUGUGACAUCACUUCCUGCUGAGCCAGGAAUGUUCCAGGAAGGUCAGCAAGAGCUCCAGGGACAGAACGAGGUCACGUUGGCUGCAGGCGCUGGAGGACAGGGGUCGGAGCAGUUGCCGGGCGCUGGCACGGAGACGGUGGAUGCCCUGUACCGGACAGCAGUGGACACAGCCAGUAAAGGCAUGCAAGUGGGUAUCACCAAGACAACAGCAGGCAGCAGUGGAAAGCAGGCCAGCCCUGUGCCUGCACUCAGAGCCAUGACCGCCUUCACCGCCUCCAUCGGAGAGCCGCAUGGCUUGCCACACGCUGUCAACGCUGUCAUCCACGGGCCACGUGGGCACGAAGGCACAGACGUGCUGGUGCAGCCCUGCGCUAGGCCCCCGCCCCCUACUCGAAACAACCGUGCACGCAGGAGCUCAGAGCAGGGCAAGUGCACACCUGACAGCACGGACACACACGACUACUUCCGCUCGCCCGGGCAGCAGUGGGAAGAGCCUGGUCACGCCCACUGGAGGGGGGACGAGUUUCUGGAAUGUUCAGCGCAGGUGCGCAGCAGCCCGUGCAGUGACGGUGGGGAGAGAGCGGCAAGUGGCACGGAUACAAACCCGCAGUGCCACGAGUCGUCUGAGCCGGUGGGGGAUGCAAAUCCUGGAAACUUCCGGUACAACCAGCUUCCCCUCCAUGUCAAUUUCAAAGAGCGGCUGGAGCAGACGGUGGAGCGUUGUGCUCACAUAAACGGCGGUCCGCCUCUGUGUGUGCGAGGCAGCUAUAACGAACCGCUUACAGGUGACGACCAGUCCCCCAGCUCCUCCACCAGCUUGGAGGGACCGCUGCUGAAGGACUACGCCCACUUCAACGGGCACUUUAACGGGCACUGUGCACCCAGCCCCUCAGACACCAAGAGCCUGAGCAGCGAGGAGGAGCUCCGCCACCCAGAUUCGCCCUCUGCCGAACUUCUGCACUACCGGCCAAGAGGCUUCAAUGUAGGUGAACUUGUCUGGCCAAUUAAGGGUUUCCCUCCCUGGCCUAACAAAUUAGUAGGGGAGGAGCACGGCCACAAUCCCAGCAUGCAACUGUCCGACCAGGCCAAGGUGGAGCCUGAGAAGCUGAAAACACUAACACAGGACCUGGAGGCACUAAACAGAGCUGCCAAGAGGAACAGAAAAGCUGGGAAAUUGAAUAAUCAUUUAGAAGCUGCUAUCCAGGAAGCCAUGAGUGAGCUGGACAAGAUGUCAGGCACUGUUCAUCCAAUGUCCUCAAGAGAGCGAGAACGGCAGAUGAAACUGCCCAAACCCAAAAGGAGGAAGAUCUCCAGAUAACAGAGAGAGAGAAGUGACCAGAACAGAAUCCAGCCUCACAGAAUCCUAACACACACUCGUGUUCUCGCGCCGUCUCUCUCUCUCUCUCUCUCUCUCUCUCUAUCUAUCCCUAUCUCUCUCUCUCUCUUUCUUUCUCUCUCUGUUAAACUCAGACCUGGUGCUAUAUCCUAGCAGAUGGCUCGUCAAGGCCCCGCCCUCACAAAGUGACUGACAGGUGCUGGAUAAAGCCAAUCAGAAAUGGUGGCGAUUUGACUACAACUCACUGAAGAACUAUUUUUUUCUAGAAUACAAAGAAAAUAUGGAAAAAAGAAGAAAAAAAUUACUGCAUUUAAGAGAAUAGACAGUCCAAAUAUUUCUGAUACAUUUUCAAUGUGUAUAUAGACAAUACAGAAAUUUCAUGGUGAAAUCUUGGGAAGAAAUGUAAAUAUUGUACGAUAAUGCCAUGUACAAGCAGACAAUGCAUACUUUAUCUUCAGUUGUACAAAAAAAGAAAUCAAAGCAGAAAACAUCUACCAAUGUGCUGGUUUCUAUUCAGUUCUCGGCCCAUAUGGCCACGUGUGAAUAGGACGAAAUAGAGUCAGUCGGACGAUUUUAUGUGCUUCUUUUGGAGUGUGUGUGUGCGUGUGCGUGUGGCUAUAACUUGCAGGAAUGGAGAUAACCUUAAACAAUGUCAUACACUCAUGAGAGUGUAACAGAAUGGCUGUUCACAGACCUGUGUGUGUGUGUGUGUGUGUGUGUGUGUGUGUGUGUGUGUGUGUGUGUGUGUGUGUGUGUGUGUGUGUGUGGACGAGUGGACUUCACCAGCUGAACGGGACAUUCUCCGUUGCAGGACUGACUAAAGUGUUUGGACCCCUAUAGUUUGGUCUUCUAUCAGUGAACACUACCAGAACACACUUGUCAUCCUGGCUGUACUUGUCAUUUAUUUCUCGUGAGAUUGGAAAUAUUCGUACCACAGCCUAUAGAUCAAAAAUUGAUGACCCACCAAACCUCCAGCUUGAUUAUAAAUAUCACAUGACGUGUGCAGAUGUGACCGUCAUCCAGGUCUAGGGGUAGUUUUGCAAUUUAGGGGCCUUAUUUUAUUUUAUUUUUUGGUUAUAAAUUAUUUCUGUACAGUAUUCUGUAUUUAUUUUAACUGUUCAAUUGUUCUUGGCAAUAAUUGCAACCCUGAGCGAAUGCUCUGUAAAGCCUUACAUGUGUAUGUAUAAAGCGUAUAUCUAUAUGUAUCACUCUUACUCAAGAGUUACAGCCUUCAUAUUCAGUAUUAUUCCUCUAACAGAUUAACAGAUACCUAUAUUUUUUUGCCCCGUGCAGUGUCAUAGCUUGUUGUAUAUCGGUGUUACUGUUACUAUUUUUCUGUUGCAGCAGUGUGUAGGACAGUUUGGUGAAACUCCCCGACUCAGGGAGAGCUAUCGUCUGUUCAGAUUUCACUUCUUCAAGAAGAGGGCUGUGAGUUGAUUUUAUUGGUAUACACAGUGUUAUUGUUUAUCUGUGUAAUACCAUAUCUGACCACCAGAGGUCAGAGAGUAAGAGAUUACAGAAUAGAAAGGGCGCUAUGUGGACGUCGAGUGUGAUUUGGGUACAAGUUUUACACUUGUAGCAUGUACACUGAGAUCCGUUAGCACAGAAAGACACAGCUGACCUCAAAUCAGUGUGAUCACUGUCAGACUGUGAAAGAGAAAUGUAGAGAGUGGUGUAACACUACAGUCUUAUUUGAAACACUAAUGAGAACAUGGCCAUAUUCCUCAUAACUCCUAUAUAUACUGACCUGAUAAGUUCGAAUCGUGGCCAGGAGACCAAGCAAGGAAAAUCGGAAGGGAUGGUGUUACUCUCUCCACUGUCAAUAAGAAAGAAAUGAACCAAUCAUGGGCACCUAUGAGAUUAUGUAUGUGGAAGAGGGUAGAUAGCUCUUUCUUCCUGUGGUGUAGCAGGUGCAGCAGUUUGAAAAGAUUUGCGUGUCUUAGAAGGAAGGACAUGUUAGUCUUCAUCCUCCCUGGUUGGUACCUGCUAAGGGAGAGCUGCCUAGUGGGUGGGAAUUAGCAAGAAAAUAGGGUAAAAAUAAAGAAUAAUGAUGUGGCCUACGAAAAUCCAACCAGUCAGUACAAUGGGACAUCUUUAGGAGUGUGGCUUUAGGAAUUAGCUGACUGUACCUUUAAGAUGAUGAAAGAAUAUACCUCGUGCAGGAGGUUUUAAAAAAAGGAAUCGUGAGCAAACGUUCACAUCUAACUCUAUCACCCUGCUACAAGGAAUAGGGACAGGUCAGAUUAUGAUGUAUUGAUCUCGACUAGCUAAACAUUUUAGUAUUUUGUAAGUGUGUAUGUGUUUUGUGUGCGUGUGUGAGAAAUAUACAGUUACACAGAGGGCAUGUUUUUCACAUCUGGAAUUUUGAUUCCCACCAUUUAGUUUCUGCUGUUAUUGUUUUAUCUUUAUAGGAAAUACACUACUAAGAGUUCUGAGUGCAAUAUAACAGAAUAUGGAUCUGAAAGCAGCCAUGUUGUGUCAUCCGAAUGUCCUGUACGUUUUCAUCACCUUUCUCCUCGAUGUCUGUUAGGCACAAACAGUCAAAAAUCCCCAAUUUACCUAACUUUAAGAUGCUUUAUUAAUUAUUUCCCAUGCUGAAAUAUGCACUGUGCAUGUCCUGAGGUUCUGGUGAAGUCCACUCUGAGCACAGAACACAGCCCUGUCCCUUUCACUCACAGUGUCUCAAGGUCAAAACCAGUUUUGUGUUCAGAUACUCAGUGUUGUCCAUGACUUUCUGCUCAUCUAUGUUUGCUAACUUUCUUUUUCUGAGGUUUUUUUUUUCUUUCUUCGUCUCUUUGCUUGAUCUUUAUCUGACUGGUAUGACCAACCUUUACGUCGUCAGUCGUCAGUAUCGGAGGGUUUUUUUCCCUUCCCGAACCAACAUGUAACUAAGUAUAUAUUUUCUCAUUGAUAUAUAUACUUUACAGCCGUUGACUUUGCAAAGUAUGUUGUGCACUUGAUUUUGUUUGUUUCAGCUAGCUAUGAUGCUGAGGUUAGGGAUAGUUUGUUGAAGUCCAUCAUUUCUUAUUGCUCUUUUUUUUUUUUUUUUUUUUUUUCGUUUGCUUUUGUUUUGUUUGUUUUUUAGAUUUUUAUGGGUUGUCCUGAACAGCAGUUUUGUAAAUAUUGUGAACAUUACAGGUCAUACUGUGAUGUAACAUUGAAAUAAUGUUGCACCGAUGUUUCAAUUAAAAACUGAUCACUCAUACUUGAAA
Molecule: messenger RNA, 8579 nt
Organism: Pangasianodon hypophthalmus (striped catfish)
Lineage: Eukaryota; Metazoa; Chordata; Actinopteri; Siluriformes; Pangasiidae
Product: methyl-CpG-binding domain protein 5
Exons: 10
Coding region: 1027-5349 (1440 amino acids)
Cellular component (GO): chromocenter; nucleus
Molecular function (GO): DNA binding; chromatin binding
Source: RefSeq, a predicted model, not a curated record